CAGGUUUCGGAGCAGCGCAGAGGCAUUAUCCCUACGUUGUCUGCGGGGCGUUUGGGACGGAUCUGCAGGAUUCAGCCGCAGCACUUGUUGGGGACCUAUAGUAUGAGAACUUCCAUUCCAGCUCCUUUGAUUUCUUUCAUUCUCAUAUUUGAUCAUUUUCUUAAUUUUGACCAUCCGACCUCAUUGUUUCGCCCUUCUCAUUUUUCUGCUGCUGUCACCCACAGUUUGUUGCUCACCACCACCAGCAGCAGCACCACCAGCUGAAAGGGGAAUAUCUCACCAUUCCACCACCAGCCAUCACUGUCCUUUUCUCCGCUGCAGAUCUGGAUUUUUUGGCGUGCACUGCUGGACUAUAACGCAGGGGAUUUAUAUUUAUAUUGAUUUCCAUCUGCCGCCCGGCCCACAGCGGACACCAACACUUUUUCUCUCUGAGGGAUGUAUUACAGCGGGGUGAAGUCUGCGCUCUAAACAGGGGAGAAUACAAACCCACUGUAAGCUGAAUGAACUACUGCCGUGCGCCUUUUGGUUUUUGGAGCAGGUCUCCCAUCUGGAGAUGCUCUAGUACGUCUGAUCGCGGUUUGUGGUCAAUGCGCAUCCCCACUGGAUCGGGAUAUAAGGUGAAGAAAUUGCCGCGGUCAGCCUUUUCUGGAGCGCUUGUCCCCUGAUUUAUUUUUGUGGACAUAUUUGGUUAUUUUGAGAAAGAUUGUGCACCCACCCGGAGGCGCGCAAGCUAACCAUGGGGGACUCUAUGUGGAGAUAUUAUUUUGGAGUUUUGUUUAUUGCCUUCAAAGUGGACUUGUGCCGGGCGCUCAUCCUGGAGUCCAUCUACUGGAACACAACAAAUACCAAAUUCGUGCCAGGCCAAGGAGUGGUAUUGUACCCCCAGAUCGGGGAUAAGUUGGACAUUGUGUGCCCCCGCGUGGACGGUGGGGUCGGAGAUGGCGUGGAGUAUUACAAGGUAUAUAUGGUGCCUAGGGAGCAGCUGGAGAGCUGCACCAUCACCAAGGCCGACACGCCGCUCCUCAACUGCGUGAAGCCCGACCAGGAUGUCAAGUUCACCCUCAAGUUUCAGGAGUUCAGCCCCAAUCUAUGGGGCCUGGAGUUCUUCAGGGGGAAAGACUACUACAUCAUCUCUACAUCUAAUGGCACCAUGGAGGGCAUCGACAACCAGGAGGGGGGAGUGUGCAAGACCAAGUCCAUGAAGAUAAUCAUGAAAGUGGGACAAAAUCCCUCUGACCCUAUUUCACCCAAAGACAACCCCACCAGAGUACCCUACUCUCCUAAGCACUCAGAUGGCAAGGAGGCCUACAACCCAAAUGAUGUGCUGGAGAAACCAGGUGUAGCACCCAGAGAAAGCAACGACAAUGACAACGGUGGAAAGUCCUCCAGCGUCAUUGGUUCUGAGGUGGCCAUCUUUGUCGGCAUCGCUUCAGGCAGCGUCAUUUUCAUCAUCAUCAUCAUCAUGCUGGUACUGCUGUUACUCAAGUACCGGCGGCGGCACCGCAAGCACUCACCGCAGCAUGCAGCCACGCUUUCUCUAAGCACCCUAGCCACACCUAAACGGAGCGGAGGCAGUGGGAACAAUAAUGGUUCAGAGCCCAGUGACAUCAUCAUCCCGCUCAGGACUGCUGACAGCGUCUUCUGCCCACACUACGAGAAGGUCAGCGGUGACUACGGCCACCCGGUCUACAUAGUUCAGGAGAUGCCGCCUCAGAGCCCGGCCAACAUCUAUUACAAGGUCUGAGGGGGAACUUUUAAAAGCAAGAGACAAACUGGAACAAUCCCGGGCAGAGUGGGUUCUUAGUUUUGGCUGGCGGCGCCAGCACGCCUGCUGUCACUCUCGCUCUUUCUCUCUCUGUCUCUCUCUAUCGACUCCUCCUCCUCACCUCUGAUGUUUUGUCACUACUUUUUCUUUAUCAAAGUUUUGCGGAUACCUUGUCGCUCUGGUUUGGUCCCAGUCAGUGAAGACGGGAUGGGUGGAGGGCCAGAGAGAAGGCUACUGCUGCCACUGCUGCUGCUCCCUGGGGCUUUUGGGAAAAAGAGAGGACGAUCUCUAGUUUCUCCAGUGUUGCUCCUGGUCUUGUUUUGUGCACUGCAGCCAGCAUUUUGGGGGAGCUGAGUGUUGUGGGAUCAGAAAGUUAGACAGAUGCACAGCGUGUUUUUUCAUUUUCUCGUUUGGAAUGGACAGAUGUAUGGAUGAAUGGACGUGAAGGUUUACUGGCAUGGGAGGAGGGGAAAGAAUUUUUUGCCUCACCUGAAGAGAGACUACUGCUUGGAAAAAGAGAGUGAAAGAGACAAAAACGAGUGAGGAGGAGAUGUAAAGGAGAAUACAGGCUGACCAUGAACUCACAAAAUGGCUGCCCUCACUUGAUGCUGACUAGCCAGAGAGACUCUUUGGAUUUUCCAGUCAGACAAGGGAAUAGGAGAGAGAUUCUCACACCGAUCCUCUCCGGGACUUUCCUGACUGACUCACAGAGAUCACCCAUUCACCCUGCCACCCACAUGCUCACCAUCACAUAUACACACAUUCACCCACACGCACAGACACACUGUCUCACCAGUCAAUGUGAACUGUUUGGGUUUAAGUGUGGAUUACACCAUUUCUCCUCAUUGCCAGAUUUUCAGCAAAUCAUUUCUCUCAGAUGUUACUUGAAGGUUCUAAGAAAAAAAAAAUAGAUUCCCUUUUUUUGUACUGUCAACAUUUACUGAUCUUGCUUUUGGUCUUAUCUUAUCUUAUUUUCAUAUCCUGGCAUAGCUCAAACGCAGAUUUUCUUUUCCAUUAGUGACAUGUCAUAUUGUAUGUGACGUUCAAACACAAGUGACCCAACAGUGGCUAGGAGUGGCAAGACUGUGAAAAGAAAGAGUUUUUUUUGUUUUUUUUUUUUCUCAAUUUUGCGCCCUCUCGCAUGUCAGGUCUGCCCAGGAGGCUCCCGGGAAGAGUGGAGGACUUUCAUACACAUAGAGCAGCACUUUUAACCCCUUCUUGGUACCUCCACUCUUCGCAGCAGUCAGAGACACAGUGAUAGCUAGAGAUGGGAGAGCAGCUGUAUCCCGUCAGAUUUAGUAGUGAGGGCUCACCUCAACUUCUCUAGAACCUGGGCUUUGCAAACGGGAAUGUGUCAGAGGCAAUAAAAAAUCCAAUUCGCCUUACUGCCGUUUUUUUUUUCUCUCGCAGCAGAAGAAGAAGAGGCCCCAGAUGUAGUUGAGGUUAGCAUAGCUGGUUAAAACAGCUCUAGGUACUGUAAUGUUUACUCCUGGGGCUCCAAUGAUGAUUAAGGGUGCUCUAAGGGCCCAAAAUCAGUGUGACUGGUGCUCUCCUAUUCUUGUUUUUUAAAAAAAGCACAGGGACAUCCUUUUACAUUGUCACUGUUUCUCAGUCUCCAUUAGCAUUUCCAUAUUGUGAGUUUUUGAUUUACUUCUUCUUUUUUUUUUACAAAAUAGAUGUACAUUUAAAAAAGGACAUUACGAAGAUGAAAAAAAAAUGAAAUAAAAAGCAGAAUUUAUUUAUGAUAGACACAUAGAGCACAGGUGUUGUCAGGCGGUAUGGAGAAGUAAUGUUAAUAUAUUAUGGUAUAAGUGCACAUUAUGCAAUCUAGGUUUUUGAUUAUCUGAUAUCUCUCGACCCACUGAGUCCCACAUAUUCAUGAACUCUGGUCUAGAGACACAGGACUCCUGGGAAAAAUGACCAGGGGAGGGCAGCCUGGGCCUCGGCCUUGAGGGGAGUAGAGUUGUCUGACCCAAAAUAGCUCACAUUGGUGUACGCAAGGGCAGAGUAGCUGUUUCUCCCACACUCACUCAGUGUAGCAUCUCCCAAAGGAAAAUUAUCAUCAACACCCAGUGCCCCCGAUUCUCCUCAUACACACCUUUCAUGUUCUCUGUGCGUGUGUGUGUGCGUGUGUGCGUGUUGAGCAAGUCUAUAUUUCAGUAACAUCACAUUCAUUAAUAUCUUAGGCCUAGGAUCAUAAUGGUGACUUAAACUGCUCCCGGAGCAAGUUGUCAGCCCAUCGUCAACAUAGUCAUUUGUUCAUAAAGAACAUCAAAUUUCACCGAAAAGCCAAGCCUUGUAUGAUCUGAGGUUUGUGCCUCUAAGAGGCUACAAAAUCUGCAAAUAUGCAAUUCUUAUUUAUUUUUUUAAUCAAUUCUGAGAAAAAAAAAACACCUAUGGAAAAGUGUUCUUAACCACUGAAAAAUGUAACAACAAACAAAUGACACAAAACUAGCAAAGUAUGUCACACAAGCCUGCUGUUAGUUUUUAUUUCCUGCAUUAUUUGUAGUAUUAUUUUAACCUUUUCUGUUUUAACUAUGUGCCGUAGUACAAAAGGUAAACUGUGAAAAAUGAAACCAUUAAAAGCAUAUAUAUCACAUCUGAACAGGUAUUUAGAAGAAGAUGAAAAAAGACACACAUACAACAAAGAAAUGGCUGUUUAGUUGCUGUCUGUCUGCGGCAGAAUAUGACAAUCUUAUUAGUUUCUUUGAAUCUGACGUCCUUUUCUUAGCCGCCACUUGACUAAUGCUCUCACAACAUUGACCAGGUUUGGUCCAUCCUGUUAUGAAAUGACGUAGCGAUGCUGUGAGAGUCUUAGCACAAAGGCUAGGAGAAGCACCUCAGGCUACUGUAAAAUGCCUUGCUCGUAUGGUCAGCCCUUGGUCACUUGACUCAGUAAUUUUGCACCGUACUUCUGUAGGUAAGAAACUGUAAAUACAUUAAUGUUUGUAUUGUAUAUGGAUCCUGGGUUGUUACAAUAGCCUUACUCACCUUUUUAGGAAAGUAAAUGGAAAAAAAAGUACAGAAAAAAUGGAAUACACUUCAGUAAAACAGAGCAUACUACUUUUUUGGGAAAUAGCUUAUGUAAAUAUUGACCAGAACCCAAUAAAAACAUUUUUUUA
Messenger RNA from Epinephelus fuscoguttatus (brown-marbled grouper), 4887 nucleotides. It is a transcript of the gene efnb2a, whose product is annotated as ephrin-B2a. The transcript is spliced from 5 exons. NCBI's taxonomy places the organism in Eukaryota, Metazoa, Chordata, Actinopteri, Perciformes, Serranidae. Gene Ontology annotation, biological process: ephrin receptor signaling pathway; axon guidance; blood vessel morphogenesis. Bases 737 to 1744 code for a protein of 335 amino acids. The record is from RefSeq and is a predicted model, not a curated record. Gene Ontology annotation, molecular function: ephrin receptor binding. Gene Ontology annotation, cellular component: plasma membrane.